This is a messenger RNA of Lactuca saligna, 4809 nucleotides long. NCBI's taxonomy places the organism in Eukaryota, Viridiplantae, Streptophyta, Magnoliopsida, Asterales, Asteraceae. The record is from the annotation of a GenBank genome assembly.
CGAAAACAAUUGAGAAUAUAUUUUCAAGGUAUUAAAAUAUAUUUUCACCAUUAAACAACUCUUCUUUAGUUAAUAUUGCGUAAUCCAUGAUGCACUACCUUCACUCCAUAUGAACGAAAAAGGUUCCUUUUAUAUAUUAAUGCUUCUAUAAUAUAUAUAUACCGGUACCAUUGAAAGAACAAAGCUCGAUAAAGCCAUUUAGAUGGCUCAAUUAGUUGGGUCCGAAGAGAUAGAGUCUCUAAGAAUUGAGCUUUCUGAGAUCGGAAGAAGUUUAAGAUCAUCAUUUCGUCGUCAUACAUCUAGUUUUCGUGCAAACUCAGAAAUAAGUUGUGCAAACGAUCAUGAAGAGACAGAUGAGAAUCUUCUAAAGUGGGCAGCAAUUGAUAGAUUGCCAACAUUUGAACGUUUGAGAUCAUCUUUGUUCGAUGAAGAAGAUGCAGAUGGGCAUGAUGGUAGAGGAAAGAAGGUGGUUGAUGUCACAAAGCUUCUUCCUCCAGAACGACACAUGUUUAUCGAGAAGCUCAUCAAACACAUUGAAAAUGACAACUUGCAGUUGUUACAGAAACUCAGAAAACGAACAGACAAAGUUGGUGUUCAAUUGCCCUCUGUGGAGGUGAGAUAUAAGAAUCUUCAUGUGGAAGCUGAGUGUGAAGUGGUUCAUGGGAAGCCACUACCAACUCUCUGGAAUUCCUUGCAAAGUAUGCUUUCUGAUUUUGUCAUCAUACCAGGUUUAAAGUCUAAACGAGCAAAGAUAACGAUCUUAAACGAUGUCACUGGUGUCAUUAAGCCUGGAAGGAUGACUCUGCUUCUUGGUCCUCCAGGAUGUGGGAAAACCACUUUCUUGAAAGCACUUUCAGGGAACCUAAACAAAUCUCUUAAGAUAACUGGUGAGAUUUCUUACAAUGGAUACAAACUAGAUGAAUUUGUAGCUCAGAAAACUUCUGCUUAUAUAAGCCAAAAUGAUUUGCAUAUCCCUGAGAUGACAGUGAGGGAAACACUUGAUUUCUCAGCCCGUUGUCAGGGUACUGGAAGUCGUGCAGAAAUUAUGAUGGAGGUUAAUAGGAGGGAGAAGGCAGGAGGGAUUAUUCCAGAUCCAUAUAUAGACACUUUUAUGAAGGCAAUUUCCAUUGAUGGACAAAAGACAACUCUUCAAACAAACUACAUCUUGAAGAUUCUUGGCCUUGAUAUAUGUGCUGAUACAAUGUUCGGAGAUGCCAUGAGGAGAGGAAUCUCUGGUGGUCAAAAGAAAAGGUUGACUACAGGGGAGAUGAUUGUGGGUCCCACAAAAGCUCUUUUUAUGGAUGAAAUAUCAAAUGGCUUAGACAGUUCCACUACGUAUCAGAUAAUCUCUUGUCUUCAGCAGUUAGCACAUAUCACAGAUGCGUCUGUAUUGAUUUCGCUUCUUCAGCCAUCACCAGAAGCAUUUGAUCUCUUUGAUGACGUCAUAUUAAUGGCAGAAGGGAUGAUUGUGUAUCAUGGACCUCGCAAUAACGUUCUAGAGUAUUUUGAGGGUUUUGGUUUUAAGUGCCCUGAGAGAAAAGGUGUAGCGGACUUCCUCCAAGAGGUUGUCUCAAGAAAAGAUCAAGCAAAGUUCUGGUGUCGAGAUGAACAACCAUAUAGUUAUAUCUCAGUAGAGAACUUAUCAACGAGAUUUAAGGAGUCUUAUUUGGCAAAAGAAGUAAAUGAAGAUAUUUCCAAACCCUUCACUAGAUCACAAAGCCAUGAGAAUGCCAUUUCUUUCGAUGUUUAUUCUCUUUCUAAAUGGGCUCUGUUUAGAGCUUGCAUGUCUAGGGAGAUUCUUCUCAUGAAAAGGAAUUCUUUUAUAUACAUCUUCAAAUUAGUCCAGCUUGUCAUAAUUGCAUUCAUCACAAUGACUGUAUUCUUUCGAACUAGAUUGAAGGUUGAUGUUCUUGAUGCGAAUUAUUACCUUGGAUCACUCUUUUAUGCACUCAUAAUCCUUUUAGUGGAUGGGUUCCCAGAAUUAUCGAUGACAGUUUCACGACUUUCAGUUUUCUAUAAGCAAAGAGAUAUGUACUUCUAUCCUGCUUGGGCUUAUGCAAUUCCUGCAUCUAUUCUUAAACUUCCAUUAUCAAUCUUGGAAGCCAUUGUUUGGACAAGUCUCACUUAUUAUGUUAUUGGAUAUAGUCCUGAACCAGGGAGGUUCUUUCGCCAGAUGUUGCUCUUAUUUGGGAUGCACUUCACGUCAAUAUCCAUGUUUCGAUUUUUUGCGUCGUUCUUUCAGACUGUGGUUGCUUCCACAACUGCUGGAAGUAUAUCGAUAUUGUUUUUGUUAUCAUUUGGUGGCUUCAUUAUACCACAGACUGCAAUGCCUUCUUGGUUAAAGUGGGGAUUUUGGGUUUCUCCACUUUCAUAUGGUGAAAUUGGACUUGCAGUGAAUGAAUUCCUUUCUCCAAGAUGGAACAAGAUAACGUCUACAAACACAACCAUAGGGCUACAAACGCUUCAAAGUCGUGGAUUAGACUUUGAUGGAUACUAUUUUUGGAUAUCACUUGGUGCCUUGUUUGGUUUCGCUUUGCUAUUCAACAUAGGCUUCAUCUUGUCUUUAAGCUACUUGAAGGCCCCUGGUACGCGUGCUAUAAUUUCAAAGGAAAAGUUUUUUGAAGUACAAAAAAGUAAAGGAUCUAAACACCACAAUCAUCGAGAUGAAACAACUAAAACUUCUAAUACUCAUGAGAUCACAGAGCUUCAUGAAGGAAAAAUGGUGUUACCUUUUGAACCACUAACAAUUACAUUUCAAGAUCUACAAUACUACGUCGAGCCUUCACCUGAAAUGAGAGAGCAUGGCUUCACUGGAAAGCGACUUCAAUUACUUCACGACAUCACAGGAGCUUUUAGACCUGGUGUUCUUACAGCAUUAAUGGGUGUAAGUGGUGCUGGAAAAACGACACUUCUUGAUGUUCUUGCUGGAAGGAAAACCAGUGGAACUGUUGAAGGAGAGAUUAAGAUUGGAGGUUAUCCUAAAGUCCAAGAGACUUUUGCUAGGAUUUCAGGUUAUUGUGAGCAAACUGAUAUACACUCUCCACAAAUUACAGUUGAAGAAUCUGUGAUAUUUUCUGCUUGGCUUCGUCUUCAUCCAGAAAUAGAUUCAAAAACUAAAUACAAAUUCAUAGAAGAAAUCCUGGAAACAGUUGAGCUUUAUGCAAUAAAAGAUGCGUUGGUUGGGGUUCCUGGUGUUAGUGGUCUAUCAACAGAGCAACGUAAGAGGCUAACAAUUGCGGUAGAAGUUGUAGCUAAUCCCUCCAUUAUUUUCAUGGAUGAACCUACUACUGGACUUGAUGCUCGAUCAGCUGCCAUUGUCAUGCGAGCUGUGAAGAAUAUUGUUGAUACAGGAAGAACAAUUGUAUGUACUAUUCACCAACCCAGCAUUGACAUAUUCGAGGCCUUUGAUGAGUUAAUCCUCUUGAAGAAUGGUGGGCGUAUGAUAUAUUGUGGGCCACUGGGUCGUCAUUCAAGUAGUGUCAUUAAAUACUUUGAGAGCAUUUCUUCCGUGCCCAAGAUUAAAGACAACUAUAAUCCAGCAACUUGGAUGUUAGAGGUAACUUCAGCAUCAGUGGAAGCUGAACUUGGAAUUGAUUUUGCUCAAAUAUUUUCUACUUCGGCGUUAUACAAGAGCAAUAGAGACCUUGUAAACACAUUAGGUAAACCCCCUUCUAGUUCAAAAGAGUUGUAUUUUCCAACACGCUUCCCACAGAAUGGUUGGGGUCAGUUCAAGGCAUGUUUAUGGAAACAACACUUGUCAUAUUGGAGAAGUCCAUCAUACAACUUGAUGCGUUCUCUACAUAUGCUUUUUGCUUCAUUUAUUUUUGGGUUACUCUUCUGGGGCCAAGGGAGGAAAAUACAUAACCAACAGAGUUUAUUCAAUGUCCUUGGUUCGAUGUUUUCUGCUGUACUUUUCUGUGGCAUAAACAACUCCUCUUCAGUUCUACCAUAUAUUUCCAUGGAGCGAACUGUUCUGUAUCGUGAAAGGUUUUCUGGAAUGUAUGCAUCAUGGGCUUAUGCUCUUGCACAGGUGACAAUCGAGUUUCCCUAUCUCUUUGCCCAAUCACUUGCAUUUGUAUGCAUCACGUAUCCUAUGAUUGGAUAUUAUUGGUCAGCCUAUAAGAUUUUCAUGUACUUCUAUGCCUUUUUGUGCACAUUGAUGUACUUCACCUAUUUGGGAAUGCUACUUGUAGCAAUGACACCAAGCUUUCCUGUAGCUGCAAUUCUACAGUCUGCAUUCUACACGAUAUUUAACUUGUUUGGUGGAUUUUUAAUUCCUAGACCGAAAAUUCCUAAUUGGUGGAUCUGGCUGUAUUAUUUGACUCCUACCUCAUGGUCGCUUAAUGCAAUGCUUACUUCUCAGUUUGGUGAUGUGAAGAAGGAGAUUCUAGUUUUUGGAGAAACUAAAUCUGUGGAAGACUUCUUAAGAGAUUACUUUGGUUUUCAUCAUGAUCAGUUACCACUGGCAGGGGUUCUUCUUGCACUAUAUCCCAUCAUUCUUGCUUCUCUAUUUGCAUAUUGUAUAUCAAAAUUGAACUUCCAGAGAAGGUAAAUUUUGUAGGAAAACAUAUGCAUGUCCAUUUAAAGUUAGUGACUAUGUGAAUCUAGAUUGUAACAAAGUGAGUAAAGUUCACAAUUCCUUAAUUAAGGUGGAUUUCGUCUUCUAUAGUAGUUGUAUAGUAAACGAUCAUGGAUGUUCAUACCUAUAGCAGAAUAUAUACUCGAUGUCAAAAUGCAAUUUUAGUUUUUGUUGUUGUAUUAUACUCGCUCUGCUUCAUUCCAAAGUUAUUAAUAUCAUAUGGUUUUGAU